Molecule: messenger RNA, 1368 nt
Organism: Sorghum bicolor (sorghum)
Lineage: Eukaryota; Viridiplantae; Streptophyta; Magnoliopsida; Poales; Poaceae
Product: protein THYLAKOID FORMATION1, chloroplastic
Exons: 5
Coding region: 137-991 (284 amino acids)
Biological process (GO): protein import into chloroplast stroma; photosystem II assembly; photosynthesis
Cellular component (GO): chloroplast thylakoid
Source: RefSeq, a predicted model, not a curated record
UCCACUGCCCAGACGAACAAUAGCCUUUCCUCGCACUCGCCCCUCUGCAUUUACCACUUUGCCCUUCGUCGGCGGCGACGACCACCCGCCGCCGCGUCCGGCGAAACAACCGGCUGUAGGUCCAAAGUAGUACCUCAUGGCGGCCAUAUCGUCGCUUCCCUUCGCGGCGCUGCGGGGAGCCUCCGAGUGGAGGCCGUCGUCGACGGCGGCGGCCGUUUCCGGCGCCGUCGUGCUUAGCGCGAGGUCUCGCCGGGGCUCGCGCUCGGUGGUGCGCUGCGUUGCCACGGCGGGUGAUGUCCCACCUACUGUGGCAGAAACAAAGCUGAACUUCCUUAAGUCAUACAAACGCCCAAUCCCGAGCAUUUACAGUACAGUCUUACAAGAACUUUUGGUGCAGCAACACCUGAUGAGAUACAAAAGAACCUAUCAGUAUGAUCCUGUGUUUGGUCUUGGCUUCGUCACUGUCUAUGAUCAGCUCAUGGAAGGGUACCCCAGCAAUGAGGACAGGGAUUCCAUCUUCAGGGCAUAUAUAACAGCAUUAAAUGAAGAUCCUACUCAAUACAGAGCUGAUGCACUAAAGAUGGAAGAGUGGGCACGUUCCCAGAAUGCUAGUUCCUUAGUUGAUUUUUCUUCCAGAGAUGGAGAAAUUGAGGCCAUUCUGAAAGAUAUAUCAGAAAGGGCCAAGGGUAAGGGAAACUUCAGCUACAGCCGAUUCUUUGCAGUUGGCUUGUUCCGUUUGCUUGAGCUUGCAAAUGCAACGGAGCCAACAGUACUAGACAAGCUUUGCACUGCACUAAACGUCAGUAAAAGAAGUGUGGAUAGGGACCUUGAUGUUUACCGUAACAUACUCUCAAAGUUGGUUCAAGCCAAGGAACUUCUCAAGGAAUACGUGGAUAGGGAAAAGAAGAAGAGAGAAGAAAGAUCAGAAACCCCGAAGCCGAAUGAAGCUGUCACAAAAUUUGAUGGAAACCUUUAUUCCAUGAGGCAUUAGAUCAGCCCUUGCAGAGGAGAGUUUCCCACGAUAACAGAAUUAACAGUAACAUAUGAACCAUGUUGAGAAACUACCAAAUAUUCCCCUUUCAUCACAGACAUCUUUGGCUGCUCGUCGUGUGGUGUAGCAUUCUGCCGUACAAAAGGAUCCAGAUUAUUCUUACUAUUGGACAGAAAUUUGUAUUUUCUCAUGUGUCUUGAAAUCAGAUGUAUUCGUUUUCUCUGCUAGUCCGACAGUAUAUGAAGAGAUAUGUGGGGGUCAAUGUUACUCCUAAGCAGAGAAAUAUAGCUUUCUCUUUUGUAUUUCAAUGGAGAUUUGAGAGGUUGUGUUCACUUAUAUAUUUGUGGCAUCCAUGAAAUCAGUUGAUGUGUUCUUUA